CGCCCGGCUGUGCACUCUGCACUGAGCCACUGACGGCACUGCCUGCACGCCCCGGCGGCGCCGUGACUGGUCGGGGGGCCGGGCUGGUGAUCCUGUCAGUGUGUGACAGACGGCACGGGAGGCGGUGACUGUGUGUCCAGCCCGAUCAGUGGCGUGUCUGCGCGAUGUAAACACCACGGUUGGCCCUCUGGUCCAAUGGCAUACCCACUCUGAUCUCGUGCAGCCCAUAGUCCCUCCAUCUCUCCGUGAGUGGCGGCGCCAUGGCGGCCGCAGACCAGCCCGUGCCCCGGCCUCGGCCGUCUGUACCUCAUCUGGAGGAGACCGCCCGCGCCUGGCUGGUCGGCCGGCCUGACCCAGCCGCCCUGCUGCCGCCUGACGCUCUGGUGGCCGCCGCCCUCCAACUCCCCUUCAUCACCGUCAACCGCGGCCACGAGCCGGCCAUCGCCACCCUGGAUGACACCGUGGAGCGCGUGGCGUGCCUGCUGCUGGGCGCCCGCCGCCCGCCGGUGCCGCUCCGUCCUCCCGAGUCGCCGGGGGACUGUGUGUGUCAGCGUCUGCCCGCGCUGGCCGUGCGCCGUGUGCUGCUCUCCGGCAGCAGCCGGGAGUGCAGCCAGGUGCUGCUGAUUGAUGGAGAGACAAAGUCCGACCUGGAUGUGAUGUUUGAGCUGGCCGGCGCGGACGUGUGCUGGCCAGGGGAGGCGGAGGUGCCCCCAGAGCCCGGCUCCACACGGCUGUGGGUGCGACCCUCUCAGCAGGAGGGAUUCGUACUGCUCGAGUUCGAACAGCACGCGGAGUGCCGGCACCGGGAGCGGCCGCUGUUCUCGGCCGCCGAGGUCCGGGACCUGCUGAGGGCCCACCCGGCGCUGUUCGGCGGCCGGGAGCCGGGGCGGGCCGGACCGGCGAGCACCACAGCGGUCCGGCCGUACCUGCCGUACCCGUGUGACCUGCUGGUGUGUCUGCCGCUGCGCCGCUGGCCCUCUGAGGAGUACGGCGCGCGGCGCAGGCCGGCUGACUGGCCGCCGCCCGGUCUGGUGCGGGCCCUCUGCGCCACACCCGCUCUGCUGGUACCGGUCGGCUGCACCCCUCAGGAGGAACACCAGUGGCGGCUCUCCUUCUCCCGGCACGAGUACGCCGUCUACCGGGCCCUCACCGACCGCCAGCGCGACUGCUUUGUGCUGCUCAAACACUGCAAGGCGGCGCUGGGAGCGGGAGCCCUGCCGGGGCUCAAGAGCUACUACCUGAAGACGGCGCUGCUGUGGCUGGCCGAGCGGCGCCCGCCGGGGGACUGGGAGGACGUCUACGGCUCGAUGCUGGCCGUGCUAACUCUGGUGUCUGAGGCGGCCGGCCGGGGCAUUCUGUCCUGCUACUUUAACGCCGAGAUGAACGUGCUGACUGGUCGCACUGAGGCCGAGCUGACUGAGCUGGCUGAGAGCGCGGCUUCGCUGGCCGGCCGGCUAACCAGCUGCCUGGCGGCUCUUACCGCCAGCUGCCUGCAGCAGUUUACCGUGGAGCAGCUGCUGGAGAGGCUGCUGCUGCCGCCGGCGCCGCCCCUGGACAUGGGCCGGGAGCUGGCGGAAGGCUGCCGCGCGCCGAUGGUGGAGCCCGACCACGGGGCGGACAUCCUGCUGCUCAGCUGGCUGGACAGAGCGGAGAACGUCGAGCCGGGCGACCCGAUCAACUUCAGGCGGCGCGGCCUAUGUCUGCCGGGUCUGCGGGACAGGUGGCUGGUCGGAGAAAUGGAGGAGAAGUGAGACACGACAUCUUCAGAUGCGCGAGGGCGGCAGGAGAGAUGGGGGGGGGGGGGGUGGACUCACUGGGAUUUUAACAGCAUGCUUUUCCCGGGGUAGAAUAUCAGUAAACCUGCUAGUUUAAUUUUUCUUUUUCUUGUUUGCACAAUUGCAAGUUGUUUGUGCUCGUAAACCUCAGAAGCAUGUUUUUAUUUCCUGCUAUCACCCAGUUUAGUCCACAAACCGUCUCGAUAAAUAGUGCUGUGAAUUAUUUCUGCUGUUUUAAAAUUCAUGCGAGAUUAUGCGUGGCUGUCGAUGAAUAUCAUGACUCUUUUUACUUGA
Molecule: messenger RNA, 2069 nt
Organism: Amphibalanus amphitrite
Lineage: Eukaryota; Metazoa; Arthropoda; Thecostraca; Balanomorpha; Balanidae
Exons: 2
Coding region: 261-1751 (496 amino acids)
Source: RefSeq, a predicted model, not a curated record